CUAUUACUAAGGAUUGCGCAAACUGUUCAUGCGCAAAGAAAGGCUCGCCUGGAUUAUAGACAAGCACUCAGAUCGUCACCAUGGCCCAGAAUUCGCAAGGCAAUAAGCCAAAGUGGAAGGUCGGCUCUUUUCUACAACAGGCUGUCGCGGGCGUUGAGUCGAGAUUAGACCAAAUAUUAGCGGAAGAGGAGGAUCAGAAGCAAGGACAAGCGAAAAAUGUGGCCCCGAAAACUAAGCCGACAGAGCAAACCGGAAACCUCUCCCGCAGUUCAUCCAAUGCGCGCAAAAAUGACCGGCUUCAGGAACGCCUAGCUCGGGCAAUGGUGAAGAAUGCGCCAGGUCCUCUCUCCACGCAGGGCUCUAGUCGGAACUCGUCACCUGUUACUAGUCCUGUUCCCAGCAACGGCGCCCGAUCUAGUAUGGAUAUUGAACCCAGCCUCGGGCAAGCAGUUACGGGAUCAGCAAGCCACUCACGCAAUUCAAGUCAAGUCGAUGGAACCUCAGUCGCAGCUGCGUUGCGUAGUAGCACCGAUUCGGGGCGUACGCGAGAGUCCAGUGACAAUGGCCCGCUAUUGAACGAGAGCGCAUUGUCUCCGCAUACUGCGAUGGAAAACCCUGAAGAUGUUGUUGUGCCCAGCUCUACUCCUGAUAUAACAGAAUCCCUCGCUAACGAUUCGGAAUUGUCUGCGCCUACAUCACUUCCGUCUUCAGAGCCUUCUGAAGAACCCAAUGAUAACCUUGCAAACGGUCAGGAGAAGACGAUUGCUCAAUUGCAGGCCGAGCACAAAAUUGCCGAAUCUCAUUGGCAAGAUGAAAUGCACGGCUACAUCGAGCGGAUUGAUGCACUGCAGUCUAAGCUCAAAUACCUCGCGAAGGAAGCCGCCGAAACCGCCAAGCAGGCUGCUACAACGGCAGAACCGGGGAGCUUAGAAAGACAGCUCAGAGAAAAGGACGAGAAAAUAGCCCUUCUGCUUGAUGAAGGUCAAAAACUUUCCAAGUCGGAAAUGGAUCACCGAACAGUCAUCAAAAAGUUGAGACAACAAUUAAGCGACAAUGCAAAAACCCAGAGCGAAGCCAAGAAGAAAACGGAGAAACUCGAACGAGACCUCAGCAGUGCAGAAGCUCGGGCAAAACGAGCAGAGGCCGCAGAGAAGAGGGCCAGUGAUUUGCUUUCUUCGCAGAUGAAGGUGUCCCGAGAAUUCGAAGCUUUGACUGCAGAGCGCAAUGCCCUCAGCCAAACAGUGCAGGAAAUGAAGGGACAACUAGCACGAGCCGUUGCUCGAGCGGAGGCAGCUGAAGCUAAGGCGCAGUCAGAGGCACUUGAGCAGGAGAGGCGCCGCGCCACUCAGUUGGAGGAGGACAUCUCCAGCGUGAAAAUAGAAAGAGAGCUUACCGAAGGGAAAUUGAGGCGCGAAAUCAGCGAUCUACAAGCUACCAUAGAGCAGGAGAAAGAGAGGGCCCGGAUGCUGGAAGUAGAGCUCAAGAACGAGCAAUUGAUGCUGGAGAGCAAAAUGGAGUCCCUUCGCUUUCGAGCUGAGGAAGCUUCCUCCGGUGUGUCUGGAGACACGCAAGUGAAACUACUUCGACAAAUUGAGACCCUCCAGACGCAGUACGCUGUGGCUAGCGAAAAUUGGCAGACCCUGGAGGGCUCGUUGCUUGCUCGAUUGGCCAAUGCCGAGAAGGAGCGGGACGAGGCCGCACGGCGAGAGGGCGAGAUGCGCCGAAAGAUACGCGAGGCAAAUCUGAAGGUGAAACGUAUAGAGGAGGAGCUCGAAGCCGCGAAAGAGACCCAGCACGACCUUGAGAGCAAACUCGAGGAGGCCACCGAAGAGAUCCAGAAGCUGGAACAAAGGCUCAAAAAAGCUACCGCCGACUUAGACACGGCUCAGAAAGACUUUGCUGAACAGCAGAAAAUUAUCGAAACCUCAUGGGGGCAGAAACUCGAAGACGAGCGAGCAAAACUGCGCGAGCAGGCAUCUUCGCCGCCGGCUUUCCUGCAGCAACCUCGAACGCAAUCACCAGUGGCCUACAGUCGUCGGCCCAGUGCUUUAGAGCCUAUCGGGACGUUGUCCGACUAUCGAUCAACCAGUCGCCGUCCCUCGACAUUGCCGACUUCGCCCGAUAUGGGCAAUCUCUCACGCCAGAACUCAUUCCCCCUAUCCACACAAUCCAUUCUCUCGCCCUCGACUGCAACUAGUUCGAUACAUUUACCUAUUCCGGAAACGCCUUCGAUCAAUUUCGAGCAUGAUGAACUCUUCAGUCACUCUGCCACUCCCUCAGCAUACGGCGGGGCGCCUACAAAUCCUUCACGCGGCAUUAAUGACAUUAUUUCAGAGUCGACAGUUGGCGCAGGGCCCUCAGUGCAGUUGGUCGAGCGCAUGAGUGCCACCGUCCGUCGGCUCGAGAGUGAACGCGCUGCAUCGAAGGAUGAGCUUGCUCGGAUCACUACGCAGCGCGACGAAGCUCGACAACAGGUUGUAGAUCUGAUGCGGGAGGUUGAGGCGAAGAGAACCUCUGAUACUCGCGUGCACGAGCUUGAACAGCGGCUCGAGGAACUCGACCAGCGGUACCAGACUACACUGGAGAUGCUGGGCGAAAAGAGCGAGCAGGUGGACGAGUUAGAGGCAGAUAUUGCUGAUCUGAAAAAAAUAUACCGGGAGUUGGUCGACAAUACGAUGAAAUGAGGCUAUUAUCCCUUUGCCGUUGCUUUUUUACUAUCUAGAUAUGUCCCUUUGUACAUAGAAAGUUUUUGCUGCGGGCUAGAUCUCGCUAUACACGAUGUUACGUGAUACAUGUGCCUGCU
Messenger RNA from Aspergillus saccharolyticus JOP 1030-1, 2803 nucleotides. Its product is annotated as M protein repeat protein. NCBI's taxonomy places the organism in Eukaryota, Fungi, Ascomycota, Eurotiomycetes, Eurotiales, Aspergillaceae. The transcript has 3 exons. Gene Ontology annotation, cellular component: endoplasmic reticulum; Golgi apparatus. The record is from RefSeq and is a predicted model, not a curated record. Bases 81 to 2684 code for a protein of 867 amino acids.